This is a messenger RNA of Trichomycterus rosablanca, 1450 nucleotides long. RefSeq lists its product as uncharacterized. Gene Ontology annotation, molecular function: nucleic acid binding. Gene Ontology annotation, biological process: DNA integration. Lineage: Eukaryota; Metazoa; Chordata; Actinopteri; Siluriformes; Trichomycteridae. The record is from RefSeq and is a predicted model, not a curated record. The transcript has a single exon.
AUGGAAGAACAAAAAAUUUCAAACUUACCUGCUGAACGACUCAACCCAGCCCCUCCGUUCACAAAUGUAGGUGUCUACGUAUUUGGCCCAUGGAUCAUCAGUGCAAGACGAACUCGAGGUGGCAUUGCAGAGGAUAAACGCUGGGCAGUCAUCUUCACAUGCCUAGUUUCCAGAGCUGUGCACACUGAAGUGCUUGAAUCUCUGUCUUCCUCAAGCUUUGUAAAUGCAUUGAGAAGAUUCACAGCUGUCCGUGGUCCUGUCCAUCACUUCCAUUCUGACAGAGGAACGAACUUCGUCAGGGCGUGCAAGGAACUUAAAAUAAACCCCGAAGACCCUGAACUGGCAACUUAUCUUCAAGACCGAGGCAGCUCAUGGACAUUCAACCCUCCCCACUCCUCACACAUGGGUGGAGUGUGGGAGUGUAUGAUAGGUGUCGCUCAUAGAAUACUGGAUGCCCUGCUGCUUAAGACAAAAACAGUCCAUCUGACUCAUGAGGUUCUGGUCACGCUCAUGUCCGAAGUUAUGGCCAUCAUGAAUGCCAGACCGCUAAUUCCCAUCUCUUCUGAUCCAGACAUGCCCACUGUUUUGACACCUGCUAUGCUCUUUACUCAAAAGAUUGAUCCAGUGUCACCACCACCAGGAGAGUACAAACUCAAAGACCUCUACAGCAAGCAGUGGAAGCAGGUCCAGGCUCUGGCUGAUGCAUUCUAGAAAUGCUGGCGUCAAGAGUAUGUGCCUUCACUUCAACCAAGGCGAAAGUGGCACGUGGACAAGCCAAACUUGUCAGAAGAUGUUGUGCUUCUUAAAGAUACUCAAGUCAAGAGAAACGAGUGGCCUGUUGGAGUGGUUGUGAACGCCAUUCCCAGCAAAGACUCUAAAGUCCGUAAAGUGGACGUAAAGGUAGUCAGAAAGGGUAUUCAUAAGGUUAAUUCUAGGCCCGUCUCAGAGGUUAUUCUACUUAUAAAGGGGGAAUAGUGUUAUAAAGCAUUAUAACAGACGGGGAGUGUGAUGUUCUGUUAUUUACAUUGGGCAAAGGGAGACCCCUAGUGGUCAGGAUCGCAGUAGCGUUCAUUUGUACCUUCACUGUUUCCGUAGGUAGUUUUAUACUGUAUGAGAAAACUGAUCAGUUGCGGUUUACUUACUCUGCAUUAUAUGGCCAGGAAAACAUUUGCCUGUGAGUGUUUUUAUGUUCAGUUGCUGUAUAACUUUAUAUUUAGACUAUCUCUGAUGUAAACCUUGGUUAAUGUAUGAAAAUAAGUUCUAAAUCUUUGUAAAUGCUAACCGCUAGCAUCUAUAUGGGUUUUUUCAUAGAAGUUAGCUUUAAGCUAACGAUUCGGGUUCUAUUCAUUUUAAUGUACAGUGUCAUGUAAAUGCACUCAGGAAACAAAUGUAACUAAGACACAUUUUGUAUGUCUGCUUUACAGUUUUACAGUGAGUCUUAAGUAAAGCU